AUGGAAUUAGUAAUAAAGACACCCUAUAUAGAAAUAUUUGAAAAAAUAUUAAAGUUAUUUGCAUCCAUUUCUGAAAAUUUAAAUUUUCGAUUGACGAUAAAUAAACUAGAAUUGAGUGGAACGAAUAACAUAAGUAACCAUUUAAUAAUAACUAUUGAUAAACAAUUCUUUAAAUUAAGUAAUGUAAAUUAUGAUGGUCAAAUGGUAGUAACUGGGACUGUAAACUCAAAAGAUUUCUAUAAUUGUAUAUUUAGUAAUCAGAUAGUUAAGGCAUUAAAAAGUCAAGGAAGUUAUGCACAUAAUCAGAACAAGACUAGUAAUAAUAAUAAUGAAACAAUUUCUAGAAAUUAUAAAAAUUCUCAAAAAAAUAUCUCAAGUAAUAGUAACGAAAGCACAAGUUUAAAUGUCUCUAAAUUAAUUUUAAAAUUUAACAAAGAAAAUAAUAGUUUAGAAAUAGGAAUAAAAUUUAAAAGAUAUAAUACAUAUUGUAAUGCAAUAAUCAAAACACGAGCUUACAAUAGUCCGUUAAAAAACUAUAUGUAUAAAAAUGAAUCCAUUAUACAAAUAGAGCCAACACUUUUUCUUCUUAAUCUAAAAGAUUUAUCAAAUGAAAGAAAUAUAUUUUUAAAAAGCACCGAUAACUCAUUUAUUAUAAGUGCAUUAGAAACAUCAGAUUUCAGCUUAAACAAAGAUAAAGUUAAAAAAGAACAAUUUUUUUAUAACAAUAAAAAAAUUAGUAUACCAUUAAAUAAAACAAUAUACUUUUUCAAAAACAAAAAAUUUGAAGAUCAUAGUAUGUCUUUACCACUUAAUGAAUUAAAAAAUAUAAUUAAGUUUUGUUCUGAUUUAAAUUUAUUAUGUUUAUUUUCCACAAAAAAUUUUAAGGAAAAUGUUAUUAUAUAUUUUGGAGAUAUAAUCACAAAUAUCUUAAAAAGAAACAAAAAAAAAAUAUAUAACAUCAAGAAAGAAAUGAAUCAAAUAAACCCCCGUCCAAAUACUUAUAAAAAAAAAGAGACUUUAUGUAAUGAUAAAAAUCGUUACGAAACUGAAAGCUUUGCAGAACUUUCUUAUGAACAACAAUCAGAAUAUUCAAACAAUAAUGAAAUAACAUCAUGUAUAUAUUAUAUAUCAGAUAAUAGCAAUUCUAGUGAUGACUAUAAUUCUAGCUUUGGUGAAAUGGAAGAAGACACUAGUUUUUCAUCUGAAGAUGAAAUAAAAAAUAGUAUUUACAGAUCAAAUAUUAAUACAACGUCUCAUUAUAAUAAUAGAUAUGAUACUGAUUAUAAUGAUAUAAUAACAGGCUAUAUUCAUUUUACUUCCUUUUUUAAUAUAUCAUGCAAUUUUAAUGAAAAUACAUAUUACAAAAAUUAUUUUUCGCAAAAUAACAAUGUGGAUGUCUAUUCUAAAGAAAAGUUAACUGCACAUAUAGCGAAUGAAGAAAGGAAAGUUGCAGAUGAUAAUGCUCAUAUAGAAAAACAAAAAAAAGAAAAACGAGAAAUCUCCUUUGAUAAUUCCAACAUAAAUAUGGUUAUAAAAAAUUCCGAACAUUCUAGUAACCACACUGAAAGGAAAAAUGGGGGCCAACACAAUAAUCAUAGUAAUGAUAAAAAAAAAUAUGAACAAGAAUAUGGGCAAAAAUAUGGGCAAAACUAUGAACAAAAAGAUAAAGAUAUAUACAAUAUAUCGAACGAUUUUCUACACAAAAAAAUCAAUACAUUAAAUCUAAAAAUAAAUAAAAGUAAUGAUAAUACAAAAAAUCAGAAUGAGGAAGAAAAUAAAAGUAAUAAACAAAUGCAAUCAAAAAAUAAUAAUAUAAAUGAGCUUAAUAUACCUUUUGAAUAUUCUAAAAAAAAGUUAAAAAAUUGUUUUUUUUAUAAAAAUGAUUUUAAAACAGAUCAAAAUGAAGAUAGUAUGAAUAAACAUGGAAAAGACAUCACACUGAAUGUAAAUAAAGAAGAAAAUAUAUUUAAGGAAAAAUAUGAAAAAGAAAACGAUAAUAUUAAACAAAUAAACGAAUCUGAAUAUUUUAAUUAUGAUAAAUUUAUGAGUAAAGACAACAUUUCCGAGGUUUAUGUAAAUAUGGAUUCACAAAUAAAAAAACUUAAUAAAACAUUAAAAAAUAUAAAUAAAUAUAAAAAAAAAAAAACAUUAAUGAGCACAAAAUGGAAUAAUGAUGUUUUUUUUUCUAACAACCAUAAUAAUUUUAAAAUGAAAAGGAAGAGACCAUGUGAUUUUAUUCCAAAUUUAAACCAUAUUAAUAAAAAUGUUAAAAAUAGACAAAUAAAUAAUAAUAGAUAUACAAAUAGUAUAUGUAGUAGUGGAACUGAAAAAUAUAUUAGUAAUAAAAAUAGAGAAAUACAAAGUGAUACUUACUAUUCAUUUAGUGAUGAUAGUUUAGUAGAAAAAUCACAAAAUGAAAAUGGUGGUAAUAUAAAUUAUAUAAAAUAUUUUAAUAAUGUAUAUUCGAAAUAUGACUUAUGUAAUAAUUUUAUAAAAUUGAAAAAUAACAUAAAUCACAAUUCUUAUAAAGAAUAUGAUCCUUAUAUGGAUAAUUAUCAUAAAAAUAUAAACAUUUCACCAUUAAAUUAUAAUAAAAAUUCAAAAUAUAGACGAAUAAACACUGAUAUUGAUGAUGAAAUAAUAAAAGGUAAUACUCCAAAUUAUAUCAAUUAUAAAAAUAAUCAUAAAAUAUUUUAUAACAAUAAUCUUAUAUAUAAAAAAACAUGCUAG
This is a messenger RNA of Plasmodium berghei ANKA, 2730 nucleotides long. RefSeq names its product conserved Plasmodium protein, unknown function. The transcript has a single exon. The coding region runs from base 1 to 2730 and encodes 909 amino acids. Lineage: Eukaryota; Apicomplexa; Aconoidasida; Haemosporida; Plasmodiidae. The record is from RefSeq and is a predicted model, not a curated record.